This is a messenger RNA of Nyctereutes procyonoides (raccoon dog), 1206 nucleotides long. RefSeq names its product translation initiation factor IF-2-like. Bases 1 to 1206 code for a protein of 401 amino acids. The record is from RefSeq and is a predicted model, not a curated record. NCBI's taxonomy places the organism in Eukaryota, Metazoa, Chordata, Mammalia, Carnivora, Canidae. The transcript has 3 exons.
AUGCUUUUCAAACUUUCCCUUCGGAGCAGUGAGCCUCCACCACCAGCUGAUAAGCACCAGCUUGUUAAUAAGCUGCCAGUAUUACAUCCCCCUCUUCAAGGGCAUUUCCAGGCAAAAGCUUCCACCACAAAGCUCUUUUCUCUCCAGGAGUGUCCUUAUAGCUCAUGCACUGAAAUUCCCCAGAGGUUGCUCAUCAAAGGAUUUCCAGCCCUGUUCAAAGACGGCGGCCCGGCUCCGGGACGGCCCGGGGCGGGCGGGCACUCACCUCGGGCGGCGCGCGCGGCGGCGGCGGCGGCGGCGGCGGCGGCGGCGGCGGGCGCUCCUGGGCCGGCCCGGGCGGUCGCGGCGCGGUCCCGCGGGCCGCAGCGCGGGCGCUACUCUCGGGCCGCCGUGCGCCGCGCCGCCUCCUCGGCCACUGCCGGCGGCUCCCCCGGCGGGCGGGCGGGCCCCGCGCGGGCCCCGCCUCCGCCGCGCCCGCCCCCCGCCCCCCGCCCCCGCCCCCGCGCCGGGGCCUCGCGGGCUGGGCGCGCUACUCGGGGCCGGCCCGCCGCCGCCGCCGCUCGCUGGGGGCCGCCUCCCGCGGCGGGCCGGGGCCGCAGGGCCGCCGCGCAGGCUGCGUCGGGGGCCCGCUCGGCCGAGCCGGCCCGCCCCGGCGGCCUCCACCUAAACCUGCGCGCGGACAAAGAGGCCACCGCGGCGACCCCGGUGCACUCGGGCCGUUUCACGUCGAGCCGAAGCCGGGCUGGGCGGAAACGGAGGUGCCCCUCACCGCGCCGAGGAGCUUCUGGGUGGACCCCGAGCCGAGCGCAAGGCUGCUCCUGCCCCGGUGCGGCCCUUCCGAGCCCUGCGCCAGGCGCCGGGAUGCAGGAGCUGCUCGACCCGGCGGGGCGGCGAGAGGCGAGGCCGCCGACCCGCACCGCGGGAAGACGCGCCGGGCCUCGGGGGACGAAGCCGCCGCGGCCCCCUGCGGAAAGGGGAUUGUCCGGGGAAGACCCUUCCCGCCCGCCGCUCCGAGAGGGCGCCCCCGGGGAAGCGCCCCCUCGGGCCCUCACGCCUUCGCCCAGCGGCCUUCCUCUGAGAAGACCCCGGCUGCUGCUCCAGCACUCCCACGAGGCGUACCCGAGAGCUGGCUUACUGAAUUCGUGUUCUACUUUUCAGUCAUGCGGAGGUCUUUGUAUCUUGCUCGCCAUCCAAGAGCUGGAAUGA